This is a messenger RNA of Elgaria multicarinata webbii, 1220 nucleotides long. It is a transcript of the gene ZSWIM7, whose product is annotated as zinc finger SWIM-type containing 7. The transcript is spliced from 6 exons. Lineage: Eukaryota; Metazoa; Chordata; Lepidosauria; Squamata; Anguidae. The record is from RefSeq and is a predicted model, not a curated record. Gene Ontology annotation, cellular component: Shu complex. Gene Ontology annotation, biological process: double-strand break repair via homologous recombination. Gene Ontology annotation, molecular function: zinc ion binding. Bases 128 to 550 code for a protein of 140 amino acids.
AGGGCGAAGCGAAACGGAAGCGGGCGCUGACGCGGGACUUCCGUGCCUACGCCUAGACUUUUGAAGACUGAUACAACGUCGACAGCUUCCGGGAAAGAGGAGGGUAAGUCUGUGGUACGUCCCCGUCAUGAAUGCCACCCUGCCUGCCGUCGCAGAAGAACUCUUGAAAGAGAUAGACAGAGCUUUUCGUGAGACAUCCCGUGUCCCAGACGAUCUCCUCUUGGCGCUUAAAUUCGUCUUCGGUGCUUCUGCCGUCCCUGCGCUGGACCUCGUCGAUCGCCGGUCGGUCACACGGAUCACGUCCCCUAGUGGGAGGACGGUGUACCAGGUGGUCGGCAGCUCAGGCAAACUCUACACCUGCUACGCCUCCUGCCACUUUUGUACUUGCCCGGCCUUCGUGUUUUCGGUCCUGCGGAAAGACGACAACUUGGUGUGUAAGCACCUCCUGGCCGUCUACCUAAGCCGGGCCGUCGGGGCCUGCCAGGAACUCACGGUCCCAGACAGGCAGUUGACGCGACUCUUGGUGCCGGAGAUGGAGUGGAGAGGUUGACACCUUUGGGUGAAAGACAGAGAACGGGACGGAAGCGGAACUGAUCUACUGGAGACCCUCCCCUGAGAGGCGGUUACGGCUAGGGCCAAGCUGGGUUUACAUGCAAUUAUUUCCCCCCCUCCUUCCGAGGUGACGUCCUAUCCUCUGCGUGGGGCCGACAGCCAAGUGGCGUCUGGCCAUCCUUUUGUACGCAGCCAGGAGUGUUUUAUAGGAUGCCCGUCGUAGAUUAAACUUUUCUAUGUGUACCUGUGUGCACUCCGGCAUGAAACAGGCAGGCAGGGAACACCCCGUGGGCAUAGCCAAACACUUUGAUCGGCCACGAAGCUCACUGAGAGGACGAUACCUCUCAGCUCAGGGUGCGGAACCUCUGUCAGUCCGAGGGCCGCAUUCGAUUCCAGGGAAAGGUCUCAGGGGCCGCAUCCCAAGGGUGGGCGGAGCCUAAAACCCACGGGGCCAAAAAUGCAAAAGAUAUCGGCUGAUUGUAGCUUAAAGCCCGUCCUGCCAUUAACUAAGAAGAUGCAGUUCAGCUGUUUAGAAACCUUUGGACGACCCCAAAUGAUCAUGGGAAGGAUGGAGGGUUUGAUCGGAUGCCAAGGCCCACGUUUCCCUGUCCACGUCUCCGGAGUUUCAGUCUGAAAUUGCACAGGAACUUCCCACGGAGCUAGGAAGC